ACCUAAAAAAAAAAAAAAAAAAGAAUCGUCGACGACUUCCCUGUCUCCAAACUUGUGGACACGCUAAAAGGCCCCCCGUCCGCCUGGUGUCGCGGUCUGCAGAGCUCAGCAUGUCGCCCUCCUCCAACGGCGACUCGCCCCACUCGGUCACGGCCACCAUGACUACUGCUGCCGCAGCCGGCGCCACGGUCGUCAGGCAGUACCCGCCGCUGCCGAAUUGGGACUUCACCGUCGAGAUACCCUCUCCGCAGCAGCUCUCUGCCGGCGCCAACGGCGCCAACACGAUCAAGUCUCCGAACUCGCUCAAGGCGGCAACACGGACUCCGAACUUCAGCCGGGAAGGCAUCCUCGGCUCGGCCCAGAAAGCCCGCAACCUAUCGCAGUCGUCGGAUAACAGGCCCGAGACGAUCACGAACGGCAUUCCCAAGUCUGCGAGUGAAGAGGGCGUUAAUCCGCUCAAGAGGAGAAAUACAGAUGCCGCCGUCGAUUAUCCUAGGCGGAGAGCGACCAUUGCCUGCGAAGUCUGCCGCUCGAGAAAGUCACGAUGUGACGGUACGAAACCGAAAUGCAAGCUCUGCACAGAGCUUGGUGCAGAGUGCAUUUAUCGCGAGCCCGGCAUCAAGCUCGACGCGGGGGAUAAGCUCAUCCUGGAGCGCCUUAACAGGAUUGAGAGCCUUCUGCAGAUGAACCUGGUUGCCAACCAAGGAAACGGUAUCAACUUGUCUCACGACUCGCCAAACAUGAGCAAUGGAACCGCCCUGAGCGGGGAUAACCUCCUGGUGCGGGACCCGAGCAGCAAUUUUGUCUCCGUCAUCCCCAGCGGCGGCCUGGGGACCUGGUCGGCAAACUCGACAAACAUCUCAACUAUGCCAAAGGUGCACACCAACGCCGCCCUCCACCUUCUGCAAUGGCCGCUGAUCCGCGACUUGGUCUCGCGGCCGUAUGACCCUCAAAUUCUCCUCCAGCUUGAAAUGGCCCGCGAACCGCUGCACUCGCUCGCGAAGACGCCCUGCGUCGACUUGUCCAACACGAAUGCGUACAUCGAGGCGUACUUUGACCGAGUCAAUGUGUGGUACGCCUGCGUCAACCCAUACACCUGGCGGAGCCACUACCGGAUCGCUCUAUCCAACGGCUUCAGGGAGGGUCCAGAAAGCUGCAUUGUACUUCUCGUCUUGGCGCUCGGGCAGGCGAGCUUGAGAGGCAGCAUAUCCAGGAUCGUCCCGCACGAGGACCCCCCGGGCCUUCAGUACUUCACGGCCGCUUGGUCAUUGCUCCCGGGCAUGAUGACUUCCAACAGCGUCCUGGCCGCCCAGUGCCACCUGCUCGCGGCCGCCUACCUCUUCUACCUGGUGCGGCCACUGGAGGCCUGGAACUUGCUCUGCACCACAAGUACGAAACUGCAGCUCCUGCUCAUGACGCCGAACCGAGUUCCUCCGGACCAGCGAGAGCUUAUCGAGCGAAUCUACUGGAACGCCCUGCUCUUCGAGAGCGACUUGCUCGCAGAGUUGGAUCUACCCCACUCUGGCGUCGUCGCGUUUGAGGAGAAUGUGGGCUUGCCCUGCGGUUUCGAGGGGGAUGAACAGGAGGCAGUCGGGCGAGACGAGCUAUGGUACUUCUUGGCCGAAAUCGCGCUCCGCCGAUUGCUGAACCGGGUCAGCCAACUCAUUUACUCCAAGGACUCGAUGGCCUCGACGACCAGUCUCGAGCCGGUGGUUGCCGAGCUGGAUUUCCAGCUGACGCAGUGGUACGAAAGCCUGCCGGUGCCCCUGCAAUUCCCAUUUACGCGCACCAUGUUACCGGAUCCGGUGCAGACGGUGUUGAGGCUGCGCUUCUUCGCAUGCCGGACCAUCAUCUACCGCCCGUACAUCCUCGCGGUCCUGGACAACGAACAGGCCAUAUUGGACCCCGCGGUGCGGGAGGCCUGUACCAAGUGCCUAGAAGCCUCCAUCCGGCAAUUGGAGCACAUUACCGCGCAUCACGCCGGACACAUGCCUUACCUCUGGCAAGGUGCGCUUUCCAUCGUGUCGCAGACCCUGCUCGUCAUGGGUGCCACAAUGUCACCGUCGCUGUCUACCAUCCUCUGGAGCCUCGUCCCCCACCGCGAGGCAAUCGACCAAAUCAUCAACGACGUGGUCAUGGAAAUUGAACGCUACGCCGUUCUUUCUCCCAGCCUCAGCCUUUCCGCUGAAAUCAUCAAAGAAGCUGAGGUCCGGCGCCGGACUUUCCUGAGCGGUUGAUCCAUUGCACAUCCAGUGCGAACGCCUAACGUCCCGCCCAGAGCUUCCUGCCAGGACACUUGUUCUAAGGCAUCGACGAUGCACGCUACCAACAGUCAAACAUCACGCGAUAGCCCC
Thermothelomyces thermophilus ATCC 42464 is the source of this 2354-nucleotide messenger RNA. RefSeq lists its product as uncharacterized. Gene Ontology annotation, biological process: regulation of DNA-templated transcription. The record is from RefSeq and is a predicted model, not a curated record. Bases 111 to 2237 code for a protein of 708 amino acids. Gene Ontology annotation, molecular function: DNA-binding transcription factor activity, RNA polymerase II-specific; zinc ion binding. Lineage: Eukaryota; Fungi; Ascomycota; Sordariomycetes; Sordariales; Chaetomiaceae. The transcript is spliced from 3 exons.